AUGGCGAGCUUGGUAGAUCUCAGUUCGUCGCCGGAUCCGCUGGGAGACGAGGCCCCGAGCUCGAUAAGGACAAUCACACGGCGCACGGCCAGGAACCUCAAAUCAAACCACCGGGAAUCAUCGCUACAGGUUCCCAGCAGCAUCAAGCCCCGAUCGAGUGUCAAGUCACCUAGAAAGCAGACCUUUGAGCUUGACGUUGGAAAUGGCCGCUCACCACAAAGAUUACUCGUCACCGUCGAGGCCGAGGAUGAGCGGGGCCGGCGGAGCGGUGUCAACAGACGCCUCUUUUCUGCGUCCCCAAGUCGCAGCUUGAGCCGCAGAAGAGAGGAGACUACCACCACAGUUAUACCUCUGAGGGGAUUGACGGACGACGAAGGUGGCGGUUUAGGCGACGAUCCCACACCACGCCGCCGCGGUAGGCCCAGAGGAAGUCUUGGGAGCAGAAACGGUACACCGGGUCCACGGGGGAAGAAGAGAGCUGGCACACCUUUACAACCGACGUCUCGGGCGAAGCGACACAGUGCGGAAAUACCCCUUUCAGAUGCGACAUUGGCUAGCGAUGCGCUCAUGGAAGCAAGCGGGAACUCCAACCCAGAACCUACACCGAAGCCCAAGGCACGCAUGAGAAAGACACCCAAGAAAGCUAGCACACCUGCUCUACCAUCGAGCAAAGCCACUGGAAGGAAGCGCGGUAGACCUCGGAAAGCUCUAAUGCCUGAAGAAGUAGCUGGCCUCACCAGCGAAGCGGGAGCACGAAGUGACGAUACGCAUGUCAAUCAUGGAGAGGAGUUAUCAACGAUUCGCGAAGCGCAUUCCGAAGGUGGCUCGCAACUACAAAGGAGCAAUGACGCUCUGAACACAAAAGUCCAUGGUGCCGCUCUGGUGAGUCCCAGGGGCCCAGAGGACACAAUUCAGGGGUUCUCCAGUCGGCGAGAACUACGUCGUUCGCCGGAGCCAUCGAAUUCCUUCGCCGGGAUUGAGGACACACCAGCCCAUGCAGCUCGCACAGGCCAAUUUGACCAACCAAUGUUCGAUGAUUUCACUGGGGAACAGCAUAGCGACUUUGAAUCGGAAGCAGACGAUGCGGAUGCCGCAACAUAUAGCGGUCAAGAUAAUCUUACUCAUGCGUCCGAGUUUAGCAUGAUUGCAGUUGAGGAAUUGCCGUCUUUUCAAGCCUCUUUUCAAGGCAACCGAAGUGGCCUGACAGAGGUCCCUCCUCGGUUUGCUGAGGCUGGUGACGAGACAAACUUGAUCAUCAACCAGACCUUGGAAUCGUUACGACGGAGUACUCAAAGCGAAGCCCGCAAUCAAUCCAACCACAAAGAUAUACAUCAAGCAGAAGUGAAUGAAGCCUUACCGGCUAGAGAGCACGAACCAAGGGGGCAUGUGCAUAUCAGCCCGUCAAAUCUUGGCUCAAGCCAGCUUUCUUGGACCAGGAGCCCGAGAAGACAACAGAAAGUCAUGCCUCUGAGCAAACAAGUUCUCCUGAACAGAGCACCGCAUGUGGAUGACUCGUUCUCCAGUAUCCCAGACAGUAUUCUACAAGCAGCCACGCCAGGCAGAUUACCUAUGAAGCCAGCCGCCACACACGUCGCAGAUAGAGACGAGAACAUGUAUGAAGAUUCAUUCUCAGAGAUCCCAGAUGAAGUUCUUACUGCUGCAACACCUAAGCCGGCUCGCCCAGCGAUGCAACUGGAUCAAGCUGAUCUUCCAUCACCAGAGGGAGAAACACAAUCCGCCACCAGAUCCACCAACAUUGGAUCUGACAGAUUGCCUACCCCUGACGACACGAACUCUUCUGCCACGGACGCUAAGAACGGCCAUGGUGAAGAUGCGCAGAGAUUAGUGAUAGGGUCAACUGCACCUGUUAACACUUCUGACCUCAACAUCCGCUCAUCGCCACCCACGAUAAGCCGGCAAUUCAACACCAUGAAUAUUCAGUCCGAAUCUGCUCACACGAUUAGCCGGCACUUCGAUACUAUGGCCCUCCAGUCUGAACAAUCAGAACAGUCACGAGCUGACCAGACUAUGGCUGGCACCCCUCCGCGUGAGACCUCUUCUCCCCAUCUGGGCCUGGCAAAUUCCGGUUCUGCUGAGAAUGCGCAGAUGCUGCAGCCACCUCAACAUGGCAGACGACCCACAUUGUCGCCAAUUGUGCGCGCAGGACGUACGCUCCAAAACAUUUUGUCAGAUAGGUCGUCUCCAGAUGAGCAGGGCAGCUUGGGAAGCCCUUUCAGAGGAUCUCUACAGAGCAAUUCACGUCAAUCAUCGCUUUCGAGAUCACCUGCACGAGCAGCAAGCCACCGAAGAACAGGUUCAGAUUCUCGGGCUCUGUUCAGUUCGAUGGCCCUCUCCCAAAGCAUACGAUCGGCAUUCGGAUCUAGCCAACGCGCGUCAUCGCUCCCAGCUCCUGAUCUAGCUCCAGCUCUACUACCUGUACCCGAACCUGCGGCCCUGCCAGUCCAGACUGAGAAUUCUUCCCGGCCAAACAUGCUUGACUCUUCUCAUAUCGAGAUGUCAAGAAGGCCAGAUCAGGGCUUUGAGCAUGGUCAGACAAAUGGUCUGAUCGAUCGCCCAGAGACCAACCCGGAAGCGCCCAGCUCUUCCAGGGUGGCUCUGCCUAGUGAGCAAGGUCAUCAUCAGGAAACGAGUUCGGGUUUUGGACAGGAGGAUUUGAGUAGUCCGGCAACGCAAAGAUCUAGGCGAAUCUCUGCUUCGUUACGGGCAGCUAACUCCAGCGCUUUCGGCAAACGCGGGUUCCGCAGCAGUCAACUUCGUGACAUCGUUUCCGAGUCUGACAGUGGCCUGGAAGAGGAAAAUAUCGAGGAGCAGGAUGAGCAGAUCGAAGAAGAGCAAGUCGAAGAGGAAACGACGGAGCCAAUUGACGGACAUGAUGAGGAAGUCAUAGAGAGUCAAGAGGAGCAACAUGAGGAAGAGCACAUAUUUGACGAUAUACUUGAUCAGGAGGACAGUCUAGAAAUUGAUCGAGAUAAUGGCCAAGAAGUGGCGGAUCAAGGAGGAUCUGAACGCGAGCAACAGGAAACAGUGUCGGGUGAGACGUCUUUUGACGUAGAAGACGAUGACGGCGACGACGUGGACUUGUGGGAUAUCGAAGCAUCAAGACCUACGCCGAGGGCGAAUAAGAUUCGACAGUCACAAGUUCAAGUUGGAGUGUUACACCCAGCACCCGCAGCCCCUGUCCCUGCCGCACCAGCUGCUGUUGAUGCCGACCCUCCCCGUCCCGCCAAGAUUACCAGUCCAUGGAGGCGAAAUGCUAGACGCUUGAUCUACCAGGAUGAAUUUAGGAGCCCAUCGGAGAUCGAAAUGGAGGACAGUCCUCCGAGUGUUAUAGGGCGUGCGACUUCCGUUCCUCAAACCGAUGCAGAACGUGCUAGCCCGUUACCUCAGGUUAAGCCAAAGCAAGUAUCAUCGCGUUCUCAAAUUGAGGUAGAGCGAGCUCAUCCGGCUCCUCCCCGUGGUGGCCAACAGGAGAGAGUCAUUGAAGCAUCUCCAGAGCCACCGCAAAAGGAGAUAGAUAUGGAACAGGAACAGACAGGAGAGGAUUACGAGGUCGAAUACUCUCACGAGCUUAUGGAGCGUGAGGAAUCUGAUGAGCCUCAGGAACCACCUCAAGCGUUGAAUCAGAUGAAGAGAAAAGCACCACUCGUUGAACAUUCGGUAGUCCAAGAAUACUCCAUGGCUGAGGGGAACCAAGCUGAGGAGGAGCAGGAACCAGAGCAACCAGCGCCAGCACGGCGCAGCUUCUUUGGCAGAGGCUUUGACAUUCUGUCAUUCUUUUCGUCCCCUCGACCACCUCCUACGACUAAUGAUCCACCAAGGACGCAAGUUGAUGAGACUCCUGUCCAUCGAACGACUGCAAAGCCUUUGCCCCGCUCGGUGCAAAGCAUUCAAAAUUCAUUGCCCGAAGAACCUCAAUCUGCCCUUCGUGCUACUGGUCUGUUCCCAUCAAUUCGACAGAAGAUUUUCAACCCUAGCCCCGAGCGACGGGUUGACCUGUUCUCUCCAGGAACGGCCUUACGAUCGAAUGAUACCGUAGCAGACACGUAUGAUGAGGCUCCCUCGACACCAGAGCAACUAGAAUUUGAUUCAAUACCGCAGAAGCGCAAUUUCACACCACUCUCGGGGCAAUCACGCAACACUGCCUCUUUGUUCACGCCUAGCAGACAAGGAUCUACCCCAGCCCAGGAGCUCCGCACUCCUUCGUCAGAAUAUGAUGAUUUUAGGGAGAAAGAUUUUAGUGACGAAGCGGAGGAGUCGGGAUUUACGGACGGUCCAUCGUUCGAGCACAUACCGCCUCGUGAGAAGCCCUCACACUGGGACAAAAACCUCAGCCCUACCAAAUCCUGCAUGCGUUCUCCACUCAAACCGAAGACACCGGGCCGAGUAGUAGAGUUCACCAGCACCGUUCUUAGCCCCAGGGCUCAGGAGAAGGCUCGUGUUGACCGUCAGCGUGUGCUCAAUACCGUCAGCAACGUCAGUGUUAAUAUCGCUACCAACAACCCGCGCACCGCGAUCAUCAAUCCGUCGCCUCUCCGCAUCCCCCCCUCUUAUCAGUCGCGCGAAUACAACAAGGAGAAUACCAUUUCGCCGUCCAAGUCCCCCGGGCGCCAGUUCAACCAGUCUGCGCCAGCGACACGCCCCCAGGCUGCGGCCGCCGCCAAGCUUUCGCCCACAAGUUGGACACGGGCUCACUGGAUGCGUCUCGACGAGAUUCUGCAGCUGCGCAAGAGAGAUCCGAUGCAGUUCCAAAUGUAUUUCCCGUCUGUGGCCCCAUACAAGCAUCCCCUCGCCGGCCUCGAGGUCGCUGCACAGGACGCUAAAAUGGUGCUCGAAGACUGGCAUCUGGAGGUCGUCGAGGCCUUCCGGGCAGAGCUCACCGCCGCAGCAUCAAAAUCCUUUGGGGAGAACGAGGAAGAAACCAACGAUGCAUGGGAUGACAAGGCGCUCAGCAAGCGGCUCUUCGCGCUCAUGGUGGGCGAGGAGAGGAGGAGAAGCGGAAAGUACGUCAGCGGACGCGCGGGAAAUUCCCGCCAAGGGUGA
Truncatella angustata is the source of this 5061-nucleotide messenger RNA. RefSeq lists its product as uncharacterized. The coding region runs from base 1 to 5061 and encodes 1686 amino acids. The transcript has a single exon. NCBI's taxonomy places the organism in Eukaryota, Fungi, Ascomycota, Sordariomycetes, Amphisphaeriales, Sporocadaceae. The record is from RefSeq and is a predicted model, not a curated record.